ACAACUUUAUGAGCAACAACAUGGCAGCUUUUUGAGAAACUUCUCAGCGAAACGUCAACUUAAUUUCCCCCAAAAAGUUUUUUUUUAGAGCUUAGUUUGUUAGUUUUUGUGUUCAAUAUGGCAGGAGACAUAUCAGGGGUACGAAUUAUUCCUCCAGUGAUUGAGUUUAUGGAUGCAGAAGCCAACGUCGUCCACGCUCAAACUGUCACGGUGCAAAACAUCAGCAAGUGCAGCAAGCAAAUAAAGUUCCACGGACCAAAUACAAAUAAAUUCAAGUUGAUUGUGAAGAACCCAGACAGACCAGUAGCACCAGGCCUGGAGGUGACAGCUACUGUUGAAUUCUUCACUGAAGAACCUCAGGAUUGCCAGGAUGGCCUCAUCCUUCUUGUAGAUGAAGAUGUAGUUGAGAUACCCCUCUGUGUCUACAGCCCACAACCCCUUCUUGACUUGGAAGGGCCAGCCAAUUUUGGCACAGUAGUUCGUAAUAGCAAAGUACUUUCUACUCAAGUUUCUCUGUAUAACCAUGGCUCCUUGCCAGGGAACUUCAACAUUAACUACACUGGUCUUCAACCAAUCACCAUCUUCCCUACAACUGGUACCCUGAAGCCCAAGACUGCACAGGUCAUUAAGGUUGAGUUUGUAACUAAAAAUGCUGGAGUUUUGAAUGAAGAAGUGCCGGUUCAACUGGAAGCCCAGCAGCCAGCCACCCUUCAGAUUCAAGCCAACGUUGUUGAGCGUUGCCUUGAGCUAUACGCUCCUGAAUCUGAGGAUCAGAUUGACUGCAUUCAAUUUGGCUGUACAUACUAUGGCACAGAUAAGACCCAGUUUGCUAUGCUUUAUAAUAAUGGCCCUGAUCCAGUCAGCUUUGUCACAGUACUGGAGGAAGAUGCUGAAGGCAUGGAAAGUGGAACUGACUUCACCAAGUCAACAGUUGCAACGCUUGCUACCAAGGACAUGGAUAGAGUACGCACUAGCACAAAUGAACUGACCUCAAUGGUCACAGCCAUCCCUUCCCAGGGAAAGCUGGCACCCUAUCAGCGUGCUCCAGUUUUCUUCCGUUUUAGCCCCCGCUACAACUCGGCUAGACAGGGUUGGAAAGGGACAGCCACUCCUCCUCCCAGGCAAGACUUUGCUUUGUUCAUGCAAAUUGUUGUGAUUGGAAGCAGCAAGGGGUUUGGCACCGACAAAGAAGGUGGAAAGCAGAAUGGCAAUGAAGGUACUAAGGUAGAAGUUGCCCUUACUGGCACAGCCCUCCCUGUUCUGCUCAGCCUCUCUCCAACUAAACACUUUGACUUCGGUGAUUGCCCAGUUGGUGAGCAUGUUGACACCCUAUGCACCCUCCGUAAUGAUGCCACCCACCUCCCAGUUUCUUUCAUCUGCAAACAAGUGGCUCAGUUCUGUAUUUAUCCAUCAUUUGGGAAGUUGAAACCAGGCGAGUCUCAAGACCUUAUCUUCUCCUUUAAGCCUAACCAGUAUGGCUCCUUCAAGAAGAUCCAAGUGAUGGAUGUGUUAGGAUCAGUAGCCGAUGAAGGAGAUGAGGCCAAUCCAAUGGCUACACACCUGGAAGCAAUCUAUGCCUUACACAUAUCACUGCAUGGACUAAGUAAUGCUGAAUCAAAGAAGAGAGAACCUAAAUUCAACCCAGGUAUUACUCCUCGUGUUGUUGGUGAGGUUGGUCAGUUCGUUGAUGUCACUGUUGAUAAUGCUAAGACUUUUGAGCCCAGAGCAGCUAUGGUUGGAGCACCAAAGACUAAGGGACUUCAUGCAACUAAGUCUGCAGGCCAUGUUCCAGACAGUAGAGCUCUAGUAGCAUACCCUAAUGACCGAGCUCGAAGCAUCAGGCCUAGCUACAGACGAGAUCAGUACAAGACUAUCUUCACCAAGACAGAGCGCCACACCUAUGUUGAUCCAGACUAUGCAUAUGAUGAUAAUGAACUUGCUGCUAUACAGAAACACAAGAACAAGUAUCACAACUACCUGAGAGAGAGUCGACAACACAGGAUUGGAAAGACAAAAGCCAAGGAGUUUGCAGAACUGGAUAAUGACAAAAAUAUUGGUCUCAAGCCAGCGUCAGGAUUGAGGCCUCCUAAACUCAAAGUAGAUGAAGUCAAACCACCGACAAAAACACCAAGUCCAAGAGACAAAAAUCGCAGAAUGUUGAGCUCCAAGCAUUUAGCAGAGAAAGAGCUGAACUCGACAUCUCGUCCAAUUAGUCGUGGACUUAAUGCAAUCCCGAUGACGUCUCAGGAGAAGGCUGACUGUAAGAAGAUCCUGACUCCUCAACAACUACACCAGGUGGUCAUUGGUCCUCCCACCUUAGACUUUGGUCAAGUGUGUCUUAAAUCAACAAGUGUGCAGAAACUCAACAUCAUCAACAAUCUUGAUCAGUUCAUCCAUGUGGAAGUUGAUAUUGAUUGUCGGGAGUUGAGACAAACCAGUCCUUUGUCUCAGGUGGUUCCACCAAACUGCAAAGCAGCUCUUCCUCUCAUCUUCGAAUCCAACACUAAAGGACGCUUUCAGAGGAAUGUGACAUACACAGUCAAUAAAAUCAACAAGGAGCAUGUGAUAGUAUAUGCUGAUGUAGUUACAGUAGCAUUGGAGUUGUCUUCAGAGAGAUUAGAGUUGCACCCAGCCCCUGGAUUGCCAGCUGAAGCAGGUCUACGAGAUGUCAUCAGUCUGCGCAAUGAGCGUAACUACCCAGCAGAGUUCACCUGGCAACCUAUCCUUGGUGAGAGGGGCACAGCCUUCUCUAUAAGACCUGCUUCUGGUACAGUAGAUCCCCUGAAGGAUCUAGAGUGUGAAGUGGUAUUCCAUCCAUCUUACCAUGCUCCUGAGGAUGGAGAGUUUGCUCUUCAAGUACAUGGUGGGGAAACCCUGACACUCAAAUGCUUUGCUGAUCUUGGUCCAACCCAGGUGAUGUUCAUGGAAAGACGAGUGUUGUUUGGUCAGGUCCCUCUUCAUUUAACAACCUCCAGAUCUGCUGUACUUCACAAUGCAAGCCAGAACCAUGCCUACUUCCAGGUGGUGGAUCCCAAUCCAGUCCCAGGCCUCAAUGUUUCUCCAGUGCAGGGUGUUGUCCCAGUUGGUGGCACCACAGAGCUAGGGAUAUUCCUGACCCCUAGUGCUGUCAUGAAGUUUGAUACAAGACUAGAGGUAGCGAUUAGAGGCUGGAAAACUAUUGAACUUAGAAUGGGCGGCACAGUGGAACCGCCAAUGGUAGACAUUGAUGUGCCCACAUUCCAACUUGGUGGUGUCUAUUGUGCUUCAAACUUGACUGUACCAUUUAAGCUGAUCAAUAAAGCCAGAACAAGAUCAAAGGUUGUAUUUGACCUGUCACGCUACAGAGAUUUCUCACUCAAGUUUGAUGCUGAUGUCAUGGAAGAAUCUGAGGACACUAUGAACCCAGGCGUUUUCAAGGUCACUGUAGGAGGGAUGCAAACCAUUCAUUGUCAGUUACACUUCCAACCUACUGAGGUAGCAUCUUAUGACUUCACUAUGCCUGUCUCUAUCAACCAAACUGAUGCCCCUAGUCCGGAGUCUACCCCAUUCCCUCCUACUCCAGCUCCAUCCACCAAGAGCAUCAAUCACAUUAUCACCCCUCGUCCGGUAAUCGUCACCGUUGCCACACCACGCCGUCGUAUUGUUGCAACUGCUCUCCGUCAACCUCUCCAGUUAUCACAUUCCAAUCUUGACUUCUCCCUACCAUCUGGCUACUUGGAUUUUGGCAUUGUCGGCUCACCGUCUCAGACCCAGGGAUCCUUGUUAGUGAAUAACAGUGAUAAAUACCUUGGUUGGAGUUUGGACCUGAGUGCAAGUGGUAAAGCUAUGGAGGAGGGUAUCUUCCGGUUCUUGAUGCCCAAUGGGAUGCCUUUCAUGUCCUUCAAGGAGGGAGGAGCAGCUGUCAAAGAUACCUUGGCUCCUGGGGAGACAUACCCACUAGGAGUCAUGUUCUGUCCUGAGGAGCCAGGAGAAUUCCAUGCUAAAGUUCCCAUCAUCCUGAAUGAUGACACAUCAAGACCCUACCUUCAUCUCCAUCUCUUUGGUAUCCUCAAGUCACCCCAGCUAACCUUUGACCCAUUGGCUAUUGUACUGACCCCUGUUCCCUUGGCAACCAAAGUGUCAGCAGACUUCACCAUCCAGGCUGCCGGUUUCAGAAAGGUGACAUUGAUUGAUGUUGAACUACCAGAUGUUGAGCUUGAUGACGGUAGUAAGAUGUCUGUCCUUAGUGUAACAUUCCCUGAUGGGCAGAAGAUCCAGCCAUGUUGUGGAGAUGAGGGGGAUGAGGAACCAUUUAUCCUCAAGUGUAAAGUCACUUUCUGCUCUCCAAGACCUGUGUCCUUCACUCAGCCAGUCAAGUUUGUAGACACCGAGGGAAACAGUUUCUCUAUCCCAGUGACAGCCACAGCAGAUAACUGUCUCCUCACUGCCUACCCCUUCGUUGCUCAACAUCGUACUGACUUCCAGAUUGUGACUGAGCAAGGCCAAACCCUCCGAGGUCGUAAUUCAUCAGUGACAUCCAAAGAUAGUAAUGGGAACGUUGGAGAAGCAAUUAUGAUUCCAGUGGAAUCUCCAAGUAGACCGUCCACCCAGAGAAGUACAAGUACAAGCUCACGUUUUGGAGCUACAACCUCAACAUAUGAGGAGUCGUCUGAGAGUAUCACUGAAUCCACUUAUCGAAGCACUCCCCGUGAUGGAGCUGUCAACCAUGCAAUAGCUGACCGCUCUAUUAUUGAUCCUGAUAGUCGAAUGGGUCUAGCCUCUCGCUCUCUGGGCUCAGCAGCCUUCCCCAAUGAGGAUACAGAAGAAGGGGUAUUUCACCAAGAAGUCUUAAUGGGGGUACAGAGAUGGAUCACACUGCAUGGGUGGUCUGGUGGACCUUACCCUGUAUCUGUGCCUGAAGGACUAAGAAGUGGAGUUGCCAAGAAUUCUGCACCUGAGAAGGCUUCCCAUGGGAGCCCAUCCACCAAUAACUCCAAGCGCACUCAAAGUAAAACUAUUUAUGAUCUAAUGGCACACAUGAGUGGACGUCUGGUACCUGGAAUCCCCAUCAAUCAAGCUUUGCCAGCGGAUCCUACAGAGAGAGUGCUUCAACUUCACUGGCAGCACUCUACACUGCUCACAUUUUUAAGGAGCCAAGGUGCCUCUGUGGCCAACAUCAAGCCAGAGUAUCUGUUUGAACCUCAGGAUUACCAGCGUUGGGUUAAACUGCAAGAGCAGAUUCGUGAGAGAAAGAAAGCUCAGCAGCAGGGUAAGAGCAUCGUAGCAAUCCGCAUCCAGGAGGCUCCUCUAGAUGAAAUCCUAUUUGAGUCUGUUUCUAAGAGAGCUUGGACCGAUCUACUGCUCCAGACGUUGAAGGCAUUGGUGUUGGCCCGCGUGACACCUCGUCAGUUCAAGACACUAUCAUCCUCUGGUAGUUCAACCAGCCUACCCAGCAUCAAUCCAGAUCCUUUGUGUAGUAACAUCUACAGUGUAGGGGAACGUAUCCUGGUGGCUUGGCUUAACCAUCACUAUGAACAGCAAAGACAUAAGAUAUGGAAGGACUGUGACAAAGAAUCCUCAUUUUAUUUUGAAGCUCCAAGAGGUGGUAUUCCUCCAUCUCGAUGGGUGGUCAAUUUUGACUAUGAUCUCUUGGAUGGGUUGGUGCUGGCAGCUGUCUUGGCUGCGCACGUGCCUUUUCUGAUUAAGACCCAUCUACAGAGUAUGUACACCCAGCCAGCUACAGCUGAACAGUGUCUUCAUAAUGCUCUCAAGGUGGUGAAUGCAUUUAGAUACAUCGGACUAGACUAUGAUAUCCAGGCUAUAGACAUCACUGAUCCUAAUCCUAUCUCUCUACUGCUACUAUGCGUUCAUCUGUACCAGCGAUUGCCUCAGUAUACACCAAGAACAACUGUGGAGUUUAUUGGAUCCUUGCAUGCAUGUGUUGCACGACAGGUUCGUCUGACCAAUCCGAGUAGCAAGCCCCUGACAUAUCAUGCAAUGAUCGCUGGCCGAGACGCUCGUGACUUCACUCUCCCUAGAGGCAACACUGUCGCCAUUGCACCAAAAGGCAAGCAUGAUCUGGCUGUAGAGUUCACUAGUAGGUUCCUACGUCCUGCAGAGGGAGUGCUGGUACUUGUUGGAAGGAGGGCUGGUUCUGCUUGUGGAACUACCUUGGUAUUCAAUCUGAGGACUUCAAUUGAUAAUAUCACACCAUCUACAACAGUCAAGUGUGAAUCACCUUGUUAUGAACUGCACAAGGUGGAACUGGACGUUACUAAUCCAUUUGAUGAAGGAGGGGAGUUCCGUAUCGUCUUGGUUGAACCCAAGACAUCCUUCCCUGGCACUGAUGCUAAAACCCAGAAGACUGGAUUGUUGAACUCUAAACAAGGAGCUCCUAAGAAAGUACGAUCCAAGACGGAUCAUGGUCAGAAGAAGGAGAGGACCCCUACACCACCAAAGCAGGAUGACAUGAGCCCACGGACAGAAAUGUUGGAACAGGACAACGGUAAUCAGUUGAGUGCUUUCUACUGUGCCCGUCAAUCCCUCCAGUUAGACAGUCACAGCUCAGCAGUCAUUGCUAUUGACUUCCUUCCCUUCCAUACUGGCAAGAGACAAUGCUCUAUCCUGUUUGUCAGUGAGUCUAUUGGAGAGUUUUUGUAUUCCAUUGAGGCUGUAGCUGGACUACCAAUGCCAUCUCCAUUACCUUACAUGCCUUCUAAACACAGCGUCAGAAUCAGUAGUGCUGCAGCUGCAGGCAAUGGUCGUGGUGUGUAUGGGGGUGAUGACCGCAUCAUCUACUGGCGUUGUGACAGUAACUCUGUUCUUCAUGAAGAGCUUGUUAUACCUAUCACUAAUGCUGCUAGGGAGAAGGCUUUGGUCAUCGCUGCUCAGCAGAGGAUGUCACAAACAGAGAUAAGACGUAGACAUGUGACAGGGACACUUGCUAGUGGCUCAGUCACAGCAGCCAUUGCUGCUUUAGGAUUGACCGAUGAGUCGGUUCUUUCAGGUAAAACAAGUGCCAAUCCCAACAGCAAAACUGACAAGCCAGAGGGGACCAAUUUCAGUGUUGAGGUCAACUCCAAGUAUUUUGAGACGACCCCAGCAAUGUUUGUACCUUCACCUUUGACCUUGAAACCCAAAUCAGCGGCUGAAAUUGUGAUGAAUGGUCACACUGUGGACACCUCACCUGCAGGUCUUGUUGGUAACAGGGGAGUGAUUCUGGAUGAUGGGACAGUCAGCCUUCCAGUCAGGUUCAGUCCUAAGAGUGCUGGUCACUACCCCUGUCGUGUUGUUCUUCGUUCAGCUAAUGAUAUCCGUGUGUACCUGAUAGAGUGCACAGUUAAUCCAGAAGGAACUGCAGCACAGAUUGAGUUCAUGGCACCUGUACAUCAGUCAGUUUCACAAGAAAUACCAAUAGUGAACCAGACUAGUGUGGAUUGGCCACUGACAGCAUCCAUUGAGGGUCAAGGCUUCUAUGGACCUCCCUUCAUCCUUGCUAAGGCAAUGCAGACCACACAGUUUCCUCUCAUGUUCAGACCAGCCUUUGAGUCACUUGUCUCUGGAAAAUUGGUGUUGAUGAAUGGUGAGGAUGGAACGGAACAUCAUUUCAGACUGAAGGGAGAGGGACAAAAACCUCUUGCAUUAGACAAUGUGGUUCUGGAAUGUGAGGCUCGCAAAUCAAUGAAACGUGUAAUCCGUGUUCCCAAUGUAACAGCUCAGAAGCUGACGUACCGUGCUGUUUCAGACCUCUCUAUAGUAAGUGGUACAGUCCCAAGUGUGACUGUUCUACCAGGCAAGGAAGCUGAUUACAUCAUGACAGUAUCACCAUGGAAGCGUGGCACAUUCAGGGGCAUCUUGUCUUUCAUAGCUGGCGGUACUGAUAAUCUCAAGGAUGAACCAGCCAAUGAUAGUGGCAGCACUUCGCGUCCAGAGUCCGGUACACGUCCAACUAGUGGCAAGUCUACAACGAGUACAGCAUCAGUCCAAGUCCAUCAAACCAAGCCGGGUUACCGUGUGUGGUAUUCAAUAGAGGUACGCUGCAGCCCCCCACCACCUGAGAGAGACAUUGAUGUCAUCUGUGCUGCUCAGUCAGCUGUUGUAAUGGAGGUAGAGAUCUUCAAUCCAACCAUGAAUGAUCUGAUAUUUACAACAGUGAUUGAAGGGGAUGGAUUGAGAGGAGAUGAAUCAGUCAUGUUAACUCCUGCUCAGAAGAAAAUGUAUCAGUUAGUCUACGCACCAGCAAUUGUUGGAAAAUCACAAGGAAGUUUGAUAUUCCAAAAUGAGACUGUUGGUGAGUUCUGGUACACCCUAAGCCUGACAGCAGAGCCACCUUCCCCUGCAGUCCUUCCUCAUAUGGACUGUGAGUUGGGUAAAUGGAGUCGUCAGUUUAUCACCUUGAGUAAUCCUACUGAGGAGACACUAGAGCUUACCCCUAGCUGCUCCAACACUAAUAACUUUACUCUUGAGGUUGAAGGAGAAACCAAGAUCAUUCUUGCACCACACUCCACCCAAGAGGUACCUCUUCAGUUCAUGCCAUCCUCCCUAGGCCAGAGCAACCACCUAGCUAAGAUCUCCUUCUCAUGUGAGCAACUUGGUGAUUGGGUCUUUAUGGCAUCAGGCACCGGCUUGACCCCUACUCCCCUUGACCCUGUUAGUGUGAGUGCAACGCUUGGAUCUAAUACAUCACUCAUCAUACCAUUCAGGAAUCCAUUGAAUGAGGCAGUGGUGGUUGAUGUUAUACUCUCUGAUAACACAGAUCUCCUAGACAGAGCCCACAAUAGACUUGAGCGUUAUAAUAUCCAGAGUGAGUCGGCAUUCUGUCUACUUCUCAAACACACCAUGGGGAUUCUUGUAGCUCCUAAAUCCACCCUGGACAUCCCUCUGACCUUUGCUCCUGACAACAUGAACCUCCAUGAGGCGCUGUGUGUGGUAUCAGUAAAGAGAGAAGAUGGGACGAGCUGGGAGUAUGAGCCAUCUAAGGAUCCUGAUCAUCCGUACGCAAGAAGGGAUUAUGACCGUCGUGAUCCACAAGGAGGGCUUCGAGAUAUUCGCUGGCUUUAUCCCAUUCAUGGUAUUCCAGAAUCACAACCUGUUAUUGACAGAGGAGCAGUUAUCAGUUGCCAGGCACGUAGCCGCAUUGAAGAACGCUUGGAAGUCUCAUUAACUGGUGCUGUACCUAGCUCUGCCAGUAGCUACCAUCGUACAGUGAAAACCAGAGCUCUGACACCUAAAGGACUUGAGAGGGCUAAUACAACAGAUGGUGUGGUGGUUGGAGAAGGAAAUACAGUGGCAAGUGAGUUUUCCUAUGAAUUGAUCUAUGGCAAUGAAGAAGCCCAGGCUCAUUUGGAGCAUGCUGUGUCUCUUAGUCUUGUACGUAAACAAAGAGAUAGACUCUCUGGUAUUGUCACGCUCCUCUUCAAUGUCAUCUAUGCACCGUUCAAAAUCAUGAACCAUGAUGUGCAACUGUGUGUUACUGCAGCCACUGGAGGAGUUUGGCGUUAUCCAGUCCGCUUUACAUCAACUGAGCCAACAGUGGAUGAUGUUAUUACCAUAGAGUCAAUUGGACUGAACAAGGAAGCAUCGGUUGGUUUUAGACUAACAAGUCAAGCAAGACAUCCUGUGGCCUUCACUGCAUACUUUGUGGCUGGAAGUGACCAAGAAUUCUCCGUCAGCCCACAGACUGGGGAACUUAAAGCUAUUGGCACCAAUGGAACCUUAAUAACAGUUGGAUUUCGACCAAGAAUCUACGGGAAAAAUUAUCAAGGGAAACUGGUGGUGCAGACAGCAGACAUGCAGUGGACAUAUUCCUUGAUUGGAGUAACUCCAGAAUACACUCCUCCAGAGGGUCAAUCUCAAAGACCAAUUGCUGGACCGCAUUCAAGUACCAAUCGGCACAGUAAGACACGCAACUAUGUCUUGGACAACCUGAAACUUACAACCACUGCAGUUUCUUCACCCAUCAAAGGAGCACCAAUUCACAUGAAGUGAAGCUUAUACAUUGUCUAACAGUUAGCUUAACAGUUAGGGUCAAUACUAUUUAACAAAAUAAAAUGAAAAGGUGUACUUUUCAUAUAUUAAUACAUGUACUUGUAUCUGUAGAAAGUAAAGUCUUUUUGCAAUGGUUGUUUUCAUGUACAUGUACAGUCGUGAUGUUUGGCCAUUGGGGGAAAACAGAAGCAUUUUAUCUACCACAAGGGCUGACCUUGACAAUGUACAUUAUUAUAUGGUCUAGGCUUCAAUAGGCUUCUUACAGCAUUUGUUAAAGAUGCUAUGUCAGAGUUUUGGCCGAUUUGACCCAAAUAUUUUGAUGGGGGGUCGAGAAAGUCACCAGC
Asterias rubens (European starfish) is the source of this 10310-nucleotide messenger RNA. Its product is annotated as cilia- and flagella-associated protein 47-like. The record is from RefSeq and is a predicted model, not a curated record. The transcript has 47 exons. Bases 118 to 9966 code for a protein of 3282 amino acids. Gene Ontology annotation, molecular function: protein binding. NCBI's taxonomy places the organism in Eukaryota, Metazoa, Echinodermata, Asteroidea, Forcipulatida, Asteriidae.